AUGGCGGGGAAGCGAGUUACGGGCGGCGAUGGGCGGGAGGAGGACGGCGCCAUGGUCGGGCUCCCGUCGUUGGAUCUCUCCCUCGCGUUCCCGCAGGCCACGCCGGCCUCCAUUUUCCCGCCGUCCGCUUCGGAUUACUACCAGUUUGAUGAUUUGCUGACCAGUGAAGAGCGCUCUAUCAGGGAGAAGGUCAGGGGUAUUGUGGAGAAAGAAAUCGCGCCCAUUAUGGCAGCGUACUGGGAAAAGGCAGAGUUUCCAUUUCAUGCCAUUCCUAAACUUGCAAGCCUUAGUGUUGCUGGUGGUACAAUAAAGGGUUAUGGGUGCCCAGGACUUUCAAUUACAGCCAGUGCUGUUACUAUGGCAGAAAUGGCACGGGUAGAUGCAAGCUGCUCCACAUUUAUACUGGUGCACUCCUCUCUUGCGAUGGUGACAAUAGCUCUUUGUGGAUCUGAGGCUCAGAAGCAGAAGUACUUGCCAUCCCUUGCUCAACUUACUACUGUUGGCUGUUGGGCAUUGACAGAGCCAAAUUAUGGAAGUGAUGCAAGCUCUUUGAGAACUACAGCGACCAAGGCACCUGGUGGGUGGCACAUAGAUGGUCAAAAACGCUGGAUCGGUAACAGUACGUUCGCCGAUGUGCUCGUGGUAUUAGCUAGGAAUGCAGAUACACAACAACUAAAUGGGUUUAUUGUGAGGAAAGGAGCUCCUGGUCUGAAAGCUACAAAGAUUGAGAACAAAAUCGGUCUCAGGAUGGUUCAAAAUGGUGAUAUAGUUUUUAACAUGGUGUUUGUCCCUGAGGAAGACCGAUUGCCAGGCAUCACCUCAUUUCAGGAUAUCAGCAAGGCUUGGAACUCCAGGAUGGCCCGCGAGGUGGUUUCUCUUGGCCGAGAGCUGCUGGGUGGGAACGGAAUUUUGGCCGAUUUCCUUGUGGCAAAGGCGUUCUGCGACCUGGAGCCAAUUUACUCGUACGAAGGCACGUACGACAUCAACAGCCUGGUGACCGGCAGAGAGAUCACCGGGAUCGCGAGCUUCAAGCCCGCCGCGCUAGCGAAAGCCCGGUUGUAA
Molecule: messenger RNA, 1062 nt
Organism: Miscanthus lutarioriparius
Lineage: Eukaryota; Viridiplantae; Streptophyta; Magnoliopsida; Poales; Poaceae
Source: the annotation of a GenBank genome assembly